Molecule: messenger RNA, 1189 nt
Organism: Perca fluviatilis (European perch)
Lineage: Eukaryota; Metazoa; Chordata; Actinopteri; Perciformes; Percidae
Product: microfibril-associated glycoprotein 4-like
Exons: 6
Coding region: 66-785 (239 amino acids)
Biological process (GO): elastic fiber assembly
Source: RefSeq, a predicted model, not a curated record
CAUCAGAGCGUCGAGACACACUGACAUCAGGAUCUUCAUCAGAUCACUUCAGCUGAAAUCUGACCAUGAAGCUGGUUUCAGUCGUCCUCGUCCUGCUGGCUCCACUGUUGACCAGCUGCCAGAAGCUCGUUCUGCCAGUGGACUGCAGUAACAUUUAUAAUAAUGACAACAGCCGACCCAGUGGAGUGUACACCAUCUAUCCCAUCGGAGCCACGUCUGCUGUCCAGGUGUACUGUGACAUGGAUUCAGAAGGAGGACGGUGGACUGUGUUCCAGAGGAGGAUGGAUGGCACGAUAAACUUCUACAGGGGCUGGGAUCAAUACAAGACAGGCUUUGGUAGCGCUGCUGGAGAGUACUGGCUCGGUCUCGAGUCUCUCUACCACCUGGCUCUGAGGAACAAGUACGAGCUGCUGGUCGACAUGGAGGACUUUGAAGGAAACAAAGCGUUCGCUCGUUACUCCUCAUUCUCCAUCGACCCAGAAUCCUACGGAUACACACUGCAUGUUUCUGGAUUCAUUAAUGGAGGAGCAGGAGACUCCCUGGCUACUCACAACGGACAGAAGUUCUCCACCUUCGACAAAGACCAGGACAACAAUGGAGGGAACUGUGCCAGAUUACGUAUGGGGGCGUUCUGGUACAACAACUGUAACUAUGCAAAUCCGAACGGUGUUUAUCACUGGGGGGCUGACAAAACUUUCUUUGCUGUUGGAGUGGAGUGGUACCAUUGGAAAGGUGUUGACUACUCCCUGAAGACCAUCAGCAUGAAGGUCCGUCCUGUGCAGUAGUUCUCCAGGACCAACGUCCAGCAGAAUAUCAGCUCAUCUCUUCUGAUUUAUUUCUCUUUCUCUCAUUAAGCAUUUAAUCUCACAACCGGUCUUAUUUUCCUGAAACUGAGCACCAGCACAAGAAACCAACUGACAUUUGUAAUUCUUGUAACUGUCUGUGGUUGUGUAAAGUAGAGCUGCACAAUAUGAGAAACAUAUGCGAUAAGUUCUUGAAUAUGGCGAUAACGAUAUCACUUGCGAUAAAUAAACAGACAUUAACGUAUUUUAACUUUCUAACUUUCAGCUAGCCUGACAAGCCAGACCCACAUCCAGAUGUUGGGUCUGGGAACUCCCCAUUGGUCAGGGCUCAAUCCGAGGGGCGGGAUAGACGGUUGUCUUUCAGAUUCCCUCUGCACGCAAUAGGA